This is a messenger RNA of Mytilus trossulus (common blue mussel), 2400 nucleotides long. RefSeq lists its product as uncharacterized. Gene Ontology annotation, molecular function: protein binding; zinc ion binding. The coding region runs from base 1 to 2400 and encodes 799 amino acids. The transcript is spliced from 3 exons. The record is from RefSeq and is a predicted model, not a curated record. NCBI's taxonomy places the organism in Eukaryota, Metazoa, Mollusca, Bivalvia, Mytilida, Mytilidae.
AUGGCAAUGAUAACAGAGAGUAAUAUUUACUGCGGACCAUGCGAAUCUCAACAUUCCACUAGCGUAGCAGAGUUUUGGUGCCCAAAUUGUGAUGAAGGUUUGUGCUCAAAAUGUAUGGAGUAUCAUAAGGUUUCAAAAGCUUCCCGUAUGCACAAAACUAUAACAAUAGAAAAUUUUACGGCCCUUCCAGAAUUUGUCCGCAACAUAGAUAAUGUGUGUUCGAGUCAUGACAAUACUCUAGACCUUUAUUGCAGUGUCCAUGAAAAAGUCUGUUGUAUGGAUUGCAUAAGCGCUGAGCAUUCGGAAUGUCCAGGUAUAACGUCACUGAACAAAGUAGUUCAGGGGGUCAAGGAAUCAGCCUUUUAUCAUAGCGUUGUGGAAAAUAUCGAAGAUCUCACAGAGUUUGCCACCAAACUUCAAACUAAUCGUAAAGAUAAUGUAGAUAAACUGCAACACGAAAAAGACUUGCUCAUCAGAAAAGUAAAAUCCAAACGUGCAGAAAUUGAAUCUCAUUUGGAUAAAUUAGAAGCACAUCUCCUACAAGAGCUAGACUCGACCAUAAAUUUAGAAUCCCAACAAAUUGAGCAAGCGGUUUCCCUUCUGCAGAAAAAAAUAUGCACUUUGAAAGAAUAUAAAAACCACAUUUCUGUCAUCACUGACAUUGCUACAGAUAUUCAAGCGUUUAUAGCCCUAAAAGAAAUACACAGAAAUGUUGUUCAUGAAGAAGAAACAAUGUUAUCUGUUAAGGAAGCGACGGGUAUGAAGGAGAUCAGUGUACGAAUACAGUUUGUAAAAGAAAUCGAAGAACUAGUACAAGAAAUGAAAUCUAUGGGAAAUGUUGAACUUACAAAGAUAGCAACAAACAUGCACUUCCCUGGAACGAAAUCACAUCUUGUGAAAACCUUAUCAGAUAUUCAACCAGGAAAAGAAAAUAUCAAACUAACUUUUUUAACUAAAUUUCAGCUUCCCUUUGAUGUCGAUAUCAAUAUUUGUUCGUGUGUAAUAUUGCCAGAUGAACGAGUAGUCCUGGCAAACAACUCAAAUGAAGAAAAAGGAGGAAUACAUAUUUUUGAUAAAUGUGGGGAGUACAAGAAACAUAUUGUAUGUACAUCGAAACCUUUUGGACUUGCGGUCAUAAAUAAGUCCGAUAUUGCUGUAUCAUUUUAUAAAGAACAAUCAAUUAAAGUAUAUGAUUCAGAAAGUUUUAAGCAAAACCAACAACAACCUUCAGGUUCCGGAGUCCAAAGUGUAGUAGCCAACCAAUAUCUAACUGUGGCCGAGUUUUACGAGGAGAAAAAGACACAGCAACUAACCACUGAACAUCUGCAUAGCGAAACUGAACAAGCCCGUCAUGAAACUGACAAACUUCGACACGAUACAGACAAGACAAUUAAUUUGCUGACAACACAGAUUCAGGAAAAGUUUGAUGAAUUUGAGAAACGAAUGAAUUUUACUAACAUAUCACAACUUGAAGAAAGAUAUCGAAAUCUUGAGAAAAAUUAUACUGAAUUAGGACAGAAGUUUAAAACAUUACUAACCAAGUAUACCAACAAAGACAUUGAACUGAACGUUUUGAGAAACAAGACGAUGGCACUGGAGAAAUCGCUCGACAUUGUUGAAAAUUCAAACAAUGUGCUUGGAGUUAAAUUAAAAGCACUGGAGGAUAAGCUUGAUAAUAAAUCCAUAGAACUUAGUCGCGAUGUUUUGGACUUGAAAAAUCUGAAAAAUAUUGAGCCACUUCGUAAUUUAUACAGUAUGCAACAACAACUUCAUAGUGUUUCUGCGCAAACUCAGAAUUUACUUGUAAAUGAGCAAGCUCGCAGUCAGGAUUUUUUAGCGCUUUAUAAUAAAACAAGGAUAUUGGAAACAAAAGUAACCACACAAUUUCGGAAUUUAGAAAACAAUCAAAACGUUAUCAGUGCUAACUUGACAUCCCAAGUGUAUGGUUUUGAAAGAAUACUGAACUCUACAUUGAAAGCCAAAUUGAAUGGAGUCAAUGAAACGAACGAUACAGUGUUGCUGACAUCCUGUGUAGCGCAAAGUGGACCCUUGACAGGAAUUAUAAAGUUCCCUAGUAUUCAGGACAAUAUCGGGAUCAAUGAGCUGUCAUCGUUUAUUUCUAGUGGACAAUUCACGUGUGAAAACCCUGGUCUUUACCAAGUAUUUGUUCGUAUAACAUCAGGUGUCGGGAACAAAUACUGUUCAGUUCAGAAGAAUGGUUCAGAGAUGUCGAAAAUAUAUAUUGCAGCACACAUAGGGGAUCCAUCAGACUGGCAUACUGGAAUUGGAUUAGCCAUACUAGAGUUAAAACUUGGCGAUGUUGUUUGGAUAGAGAAAGACAUAAGCUUUAAAAUCGAAACCGAUCCCUGGUCAUGUAUAACUAUCGUUAAGCUCAGAUAA